Molecule: messenger RNA, 1185 nt
Organism: Lolium rigidum
Lineage: Eukaryota; Viridiplantae; Streptophyta; Magnoliopsida; Poales; Poaceae
Product: immune-associated nucleotide-binding protein 9-like
Exons: 6
Coding region: 94-1185 (363 amino acids)
Molecular function (GO): GTP binding
Source: RefSeq, a predicted model, not a curated record
AGUCUCAAGUCUCAACUCCACUCCCCACGUACUGUUUGCAAAAGCUCUGGUGACUGGUGAAGAUCCCGGGCGAUUCCUCUGAUUGAUUUCAUCAUGGGCGGUGGGGGCAAUGACGGCGACGGCGACUGGGCGGUGCUGCCCUGCCCUCCCCUUGCCGAAGUUACGCUUGCUCUGGUCGGGAAAAUCGGUACUGGGAAGAGCGCCACCGCAAAUUGCAUCCUCGGAAAGGAAGCAUUUGCGUCGGAGCGCUCCUAUUUAAGCGUCACUGAAACUUGCCAGAAAAGUAGCACGACAUUCCAAGAUGGCUGUGUCACCCGCACUGUGAACGUUAUUGACACUCCAGGCUUAUUUGACAUGGAAAUUUCGAUUGAAGAUGCACGUAAAGAGAUUGUCAAGUGUAUAGAGAUGAGUAAGCAUGGCAUCCAUGCAAUGCUUAUGGUAUUCUCUGCUGAAGCACGAUUUUCUUGUGAAGAGCAGGAGACUGUUGAGUCGAUUAAACUUUUUUUUGGUGAUAAAAUCCUUGAUCACAUUAUACUAGUUUUCACACGUGGAGAUGAAGUAGGGGACGAGGUUGCUUGGAAGAAAAUGCUAGCUGGGAGAUCCCCUAAAUAUCUCAAGAACAUGUUAAAGCUGUGUCAAAAUAGGGUUGUUCUCUUUGACAACAAGACCAGUAAUAUGGAGCACCGUGAUAUGCAACGGAAAAAAUUGCUUGAUGUAGUUGACUCUGUUAUAUCAAAUAACUGUGGCAGAGUCUUUUCCUAUCAGAUGUCCCCUAACAUUCAGAAAGUUCAUGACAGACAUGAUGAGGUUAGUGUUGAUGGAUAUUCUGCAGAAAUGAUUAAUGAGCAGCUGACACAUAUCACUAAGACGGUUGAUGAGAAUCUGAACAGUACAGAAGAGGAGAUCCGAAGGCUCAGGGAGAGCCUGGAAAAAUCUCAAAAGGAGCAUGAUAAUGUUCAACAGGAAAUUGCGAAUGCAGAGAAUUUGAAAAGGCUAGAUCACGAAAAGCAUAAUGAGCAGAAAGAGGAGUUUAACAAACUUAAAGAGGAACUGGAGAAAGAAAGGCAGGAAGCAAAGAAACGCACAGAACAAGAGAUCAAGAGGCUCAUGGAGAGCCUUGAGAAGGCUAAUUCAGAAAAAGAAAACUACAAAAGUAUGUACGAGAAGAAGUGCAUCAUUAUGUAA